Dermacentor albipictus is the source of this 3627-nucleotide messenger RNA. The record is from RefSeq and is a predicted model, not a curated record. Lineage: Eukaryota; Metazoa; Arthropoda; Arachnida; Ixodida; Ixodidae.
GGGUUUUACGAUUUCAUUCGAGUUGCCCAAGUGCCCGCCGUUUUACUGGCUCUCUCAUCCUUGGCACAGACUGCGCAUGCGCGAUCAUUCAGCAAAGUUCUGUCUCAGAAAGACGCUAGUGCUCCGGAGCGCCGUCACCAGUCAUGACUGAACAAAGAAGCGGUGGGCAAACGCCUCCCGCGUUUGCCUUCAUCGAAGAAGCAACCCCGGGUACAAGCCGUGAAGGCGGCGAGGGAGCCUCAGGCACUUGCGACGAUAUCCCUGCGUAUAUUGACGAGUACAUCAAUGACGCGUUGAAGGCAUUGAAGCGCCAGACCAAUGCCACUGACGUCAAUGGUGCAGAUGCCACUGACAGCGGAAGCACCAACUACGCACCUGUUGUGUCCACCGCUAGUGCCGAUCACGCCUGGCCCAGAACGAGCCAAGCUGCCAUCGAGAAACUAUCGUCUACUACGAAAGACACCGUGAGCUGUUCUGACGACGCCUGGUGUUGCCAGCUGAACGCGCAGCACAGGCCGAUAGCUGACCAGACGUACAGCCUCGACGGUGCCUAUUCCAGCGCAAGCCCUAGUCACCUGCACCUGGGGCCCACAGGCAGCAUCCAUCACAAAAAGCCCAGCACAGGCCACGCUGGAAUGGUGGAGGCACCAGCAAGUUUACAAUACGGAGCCAGAAAUCCGCAGACGACGCGGGUUCACCAAAGCAACACACAGUACUACCCGACUGCAGCCACAUCCACCAUCCAGGGGUAUGCACACAACAGAGAAACCGGAAGCACCAGUUUCACACAUCCAGUCUACAGCAGCAGCGGCGGUGGCAAAUACGCAGUGGCCAGUACAAGUCACACGGGCACGGAGGAAGCAUCGGGAAUUCUGGGAAAUGAUGCUAGAAUUCCGAACGUCACCGGCGCUGAGCCAUGGAGUACGCAGUACUACACGGCUCGUGGCACUACAGUCCCCGGCCAUACACAUGUCACUGAAAGCGGAAUCACCAGUUCCCUACAUAUGGUGUCCAGCAGCAGCGUCAAUCACACACAGCCCAGUACAAGCCACGCUGGAAUGGAGGAGGCAUCGGCCAUUCCGGAAAACUUCGCUAGAAUUCCUGACGCCACGGGCGCUGAGCCAUGGGGUACGCACUACUACGCGGCUAGUGGCACAACUACAGUCUACGAUGUCUCGCGCAGUCGUACCACUACUUGCCUGCCCCUGGGGCGCACCAGCAGCAUCGAUCACACACUGCCCAGCACAAGCUGCGCUGGCAUGAUGGAAGCAUCAGCAAGUUUACAAUACGACGCCAGCUUGCAGUAUAUUGCCUACGAGCAACAUGCCUGUGUGCCUGAAGCACUCCGGAUGGAAACUUUUCCGCAAAUGGACUUGCCCACCGCUAACGAAGCCAUCACGUCAAAGAAGUCGUGGAGCUCUCAGCGCGCGGCGCACUCAGCAAUGUUCGCUGAUCACUUUCAAGGGCAUACAAACAGUACUGGAAGCGGAAGCACCGGUUUCACACUGCCGGUCUACAGCAGCGGCGGUGGCAGCGAUGAUUCAGUGGCAAGCACAAGCCACGUGGGCAUGCAGGAAGCAUCGGGCAUGUCGGGAAAGGAAACUAGGAAUGCUACUGAAGCCGGAGGAAGAGAGCAGCAAGUGUCCUGCGAUGCCAGUAGGAAGGUUUCCAGCAGACGGGAUGCCUCACACGGGCAGCCCAACGAACGUACGGGAGGCACAGCGCCCAUGCUCAGAGCACGCGAUCAAUCGCCUGUCAACAAGCCGAACCACAAAUGCGAAACAUGCGGUAAAUUGCUAAGUAGCGCUGCUGCUCUAACUGCACAUCACCGCACGCACACAGGAGAAAGACCUUACAAAUGCCGAAUAUGUCAUAAAUCGUUCGCGAACAGGGGCAGUUUCUAUACGCAUCAACUGAUUCACACAGGAUUGAAACCCCAUAUCUGCCAAAAUUGUACUAGACCAUUCAAAAGGAAAGCGGACCUUAAAACUCAUCUUAUGUCGCACAGUGACGACAGACCUUUUAUUUGCGACAUAUGUAAUCAGUCAUUUAAGUAUAACUCAUCUUUGAGCAGACACCGCAAAAGAAUUCACGAGGGUAAAUAGCCAUACGAGUCCUAGCAGUGUGGAUUUCGGUUCGCAAUGAAAGAAAACCUACACGCCCACCUCUGCAAGAAUAUUUGGUUUCGAAUUGCGUGGAGAUUCGUUUAGAUGUGCAGCUCAACUGGUUGCAGAUCACGUGACGCAUACGGGUGGGCAGUCGUAACAGUGUGACUAGUGCACAAGGGAAGUAGAUCGCCCACGUGUUUUGCAUAGGAACGUGACCGGGAAGCCGUGCAGGAAAAUCACGCUGGCAUUCUCCCACACUGAUGAGAAACUAACUGACCGCAUCGUGGCGACUGGGGCUUCUUUUGGCGUUUAAAAUUGCAGAGUGAAAUGCAAGACGUAAAUGAUGCCACUGUAUUUUUCUAAAUUACGUGACAGAACGUCAUCUCCACCAUAAUUUGGCAUGCUUCCAUGUCGAUCUAUACUGCAGAUCCUGGGUAGAGCUCACUGUUUGCAAAACUAUGUUGUUAUCGCUAACAUAACUUUAGCAAACUCAUUUCUAGACAAACCAUAAUGGGCUGCAGCUUUGUGUUUGCGUAAAUAGAAGGUUGAAUGUUUGUCCAGGAUCCUUGAAACCUCGUUCAGUUUUCUGCAAGCGUUUUGACAGUGUACUAGUAAUUAAGGUUUAGCUACCCAUGCUUUAAGGAUUCUGCAGUUUGAAUAGAAGGAGUACUUCACAUGAGGAACCCAUUCAAAAAGGAGGCACUUCGUUGUUGUCAACUCAAAACUAAUCUCUAAUAACUGAAGCCCUUCGACCUUGCUGUCUUUCUGGGACAGCUUUUAAGAUAUAUGGACACAGCCAUGGGAAAAUUUGUUUAGUUUACAAAUUAUUCAAUGCGGGUAAUGUUUCUAUUUUCUCUUUCGCUCUUCUAUGCUUACCGAAAAUUUUAUUCCUUAUCAUUCUGAUUACAACAGGGAGACUUUAUUCGACUAAAAUAAUUUGGAACUUAAUCAUAUAUUUUCUUCAAGAGCGAAUAUUUUAUGUAUUGUGGUAUUCAGGUGUAACCUCCAUCCCUUUUAAUAUGCAGUUUCUUAUUCACUCCGAGGUCAUCUCUUUUGACUUGCCCUGCGCUCUAACGACAGCAGUGGAAUUUUUUAGCCUGAUCUGACAAACGUGACCCUGCGAGCAAUGAUAGGACAACUCAGAUAGUUUUUAGUUCUUAUUACUGACCCACGUACUUCUAUAUCUUUUUCCAAUGUACGCGACUCACCGAAUAACAAAGGUUAAGUUACAGCUCAGGGUAUGAGACACCAGCGUGUAUCAGAACAUUCUGCAAUAGUGGAGCGUUUUGUAAUCAAAUUGCAGGCGUAAGGCGAAUACAGUUGUGCAUUCUGGAAGAAACGCGAGCGCCAAUGAUAAGGCUGGAAUCUAUUACGAAAAAAAGUGCGAAUAGCCGAUACUUCUUACUCGCAAAUCAUUUGUUCAACGAUCGACUCAUGUGCCCGGGACUAUCGUUCUGCCCGACUGUAACUUGUUUUGUUGGUUCAGAGGUACGCCCAAUAAAGAUUCUUUCAUGACUCA